This is a messenger RNA of Ceraceosorus bombacis, 1390 nucleotides long. The record is from the annotation of a GenBank genome assembly. Lineage: Eukaryota; Fungi; Basidiomycota; Exobasidiomycetes; Ceraceosorales; Ceraceosoraceae.
AUGUCUGCCUCUGUCGAUCCUGGCUCGAAGCCACCUUUGGCACGCACUCCGCUCCGAGUAGUGUCCGUUCAAAUAGAGGCUCAAUUUCGCAAUGUGCAGCGAAAUGCGGAAAAGGUGAAUCAGUUGCUGGAAGAGAAGCUCGCUGCUGGAACGGAUGCAGAGCACGAAACGGGAUCAGAGGUGGAUCUCAUCGUCUUGUCGGAAAUGGUCUUGACGGGGUACAUGUUUAGGGAUCGAGCAGAGGUGGAGGGAUACACGGAGUGGCCUUGGCAAAGUACCGUGGCGCCUGCCGAGGAAGCGGUGAAGGAAGCAUCAUCCAGCACGACUGCGACUCCGACCCCGACUUUGGAUGUGUGCCGCAGCUUGGCCAAGCACUAUUCGUGCUACGUGAUAGCCGGCGUGCCCGUCCGAGCCCCGCUCACACUUCCUACUGCGAGCCAUCCACAUUCGAUCUCGAAAUCGUUCGAUGCGAGACCGUCGCCUGACGACCGAAAAGCGUCCGGACUGCCUCCUCCGCAGUCGGAGAAGGAACAAGGCUGGUACAAUGCAGCCCUUUUGGUCGACCCGAAAGGAGAGCUGGUGCAUUUGUUCAGAAAACACUUUUUGUACGAAGCCGAAGAAGGUUGGGCUUGCGAAGGUCAGUCGAAAAGUCGACUUUGCGCUGCUCCCUCCUCGUCAACUUGCUCACUCUAUACUAACCUGCUCGCUUGCUGCUUCGCUCAAAUCAGGCCCAGGCUUUACCUCCAUCACCUUGCCUCAUCCCCGAGAUCCGUGCACCUCUUUCAAAUUGGGCUGCGGAAUCUGUAUGGAUCUGAGUCCUCAUACGUUCAGCGCUCCGUUUGACAAGUAUGAAUUUUCCAGUUGGGCCGCCAAGGAAGAGUGCGAUGUGGUUGCGUGUCCCAUGGCCUGGCUCGCCAUGGAGCAGAAGCAGCCUCUCGAAGAAAGACGGAGCCCAGAAGCAAGCAAAACUGCCGAGGUGGGGUCGGACAACUCACAAGAAGAUUCGGACGAGGAAGAAAGGGAGCCGCUGCAACCUGAUCAAGCAGAUCCUAGAAUGCUCAACUACUGGGCACUACGACUUAUGCCUCUUGUUCGCCAAGUCGGCAAAACAACCACAGUCGUCCUGUGCAAUCGAAUCGGGUAUGAGCGCGGUGAGUGGCUAAAUGAGCCUCGUUUAGCUUUGUGCAAUCGCCAACGCAUCCACGCGCAAUGUUGCUCCUCGCUAUGCUCAUUGAGUUUUGCCUCACACAACUUGCGCCCACUACCGAUGCCAGGCACAACCUUUGGUGGUUCGUCUUGUGUUUUGAAACUCGGUUCCAACAAAGCAAUGCUGCUCGCUGCCGCAGGGUCGGGCACAGAAGAAGUAAUAGGAGCAGAAGCCUCUCUCUGA